GUUACAAUGUUUAAGCGGCAAUGAUUGAAUGAAGAAGUUAUUAAGUCUAAAACAAAACUUAGAAAAACCCAAAUAAUUAUAUUAAAUAUAAGAGUAGAGUAGGUUUCAUGCACCAAAAUUAUAUUAUUAUUCCUAAAGAAUAUGAAAUCACAAAUUUUUUUAAAAAAAAAGGAAAAGGAAAAGGAAAAAGAAAAAGAAGGGAAGAGGAUAAGGUGGGUAAGCAUCAUUGCGGUGGUAAGGUAAAGCUCAUCAUAAUCAAUUAUUAAUGAGAAGGAAUUUUAAAUUUACAGUUACAAUGGUGUAUUAAUUAUUUCAUAAAGUAAGACUUCAAAAAAGUCAAUCUUUAGAUUAAGAAUUUAAUUUACAACUAAUUACAUUACAUCACAUUACACUUAAAAACCCCACAAAAGAAGGGGGAAAAAAAAAGUCUUUGGAAGAAUAUGCUUUUCCCUCCAAAUAGAUUAUUUUGUUUACAAAUUACAACCAAUUAUAUACUAAACCCACCAUAAUCAACGUCAUUAAAUCACGUGAUGGAAGCAUGUGAUGCCAUGUGGAUAAUAGAAUUAGCGUAAGCUCUUUAACUGCAUUAACUCAAAUUACCUUAAUCACCGCCGCCCAAAAAUUGCCAUUAUCCUUCUCCUUUGCUUUGCCAGUGUUGCAAUUUGCUUUGAUCAAAAGAAGAAGAAGACGGCCGCCGCCCAUUGGCUACAAUGUAAAGGACAAAUUCACUAAAAGGUUAACCAAAAGAGAACCGAAUAACUUGUUCUCAUCAAUUUUCAAAUAAACCACAUUCCAAUUUGCCAACUCAAUUUUACUCAUCAAACAAACCAUUUUUAAAUCAUUUCAAUCUACACUAUAAAAGCAUCCCCUUUUUUUCUUCAUCUGAUCUAUCCUCACCCACUUCUGUUUUUCCAAUGGAGUGGAUCAGAGGCCGGACCCUCGGCCGUGGCUCCUCCGCCGCGGUCUCCGUCGCUACUGAUCUUCGGUCUGGUCAAGUGAUGGCGGUUAAGACAGUUGAGUUCUCUCGCUUGGAUUUUCUCAAGAGGGAACAGAGGAUUCUUUCUCAAUUGAAUUGUUCACGUGUUAUUGGUUAUAAGGGGUUUGAUGUUACGUUGGAAAAUGGGAAUUUGAUGUGUAAUCUUUUGAUGGAGUUUGCGCCUGGUGGGUCGAUUUUGGAUACGAUGGAGAAGGCGGGUGGCCGAUUAGAUGAAGCGACGGCUCAAUUUUAUACUCGAGAGAUUUUAAGUGGGCUUCACUAUGUUCAUUCUAAUGGUGUGGUACAUUGUGAUAUUAAGUGUUGUAAUAUUUUGGUGGGUGAAGAUGGGAUCAAGAUCGCGGAUUUCGGUUGUGCGCGGCGGGUGGAGGACGUUUUCGGUGGAAAUUUGGCAGGGACGCCGAUAUUCAUGGCGCCUGAGGUAGCGCGUGGAGAAAAACAGGGGUUUGCAGCUGAUGUUUGGUCAGUGGGUUGCGCAGUGAUCCAGAUGGUGACCGGCCGAGCUCCGUGGGCGAAUUUGUCGGAUCCGUUGGCUGCCAUUUACAGAAUUGGGUCUGGCGAUGAUUUGCCGGAGAUUCCAAGGAACAUGUCGGAACAGGGCAAGGACUUUUUGCGGCGGUGUUUGAUCAGAGACCCAGAAGAACGGUGGUCAGUUAAUGAGCUUUUAAAACACCCUUUUGUUCAAGAGCAGAAAUCUAAUCCCAAACAGAAUUCAAGAACUCCAACGAGUAUUUUGGAACAAGGAAUAUGGGACACGGUGAACGAUCCGGAAACGGUUGAAAGUCCGAUCAGACCAAAAAUUCACAGGACACCAUUGCAGAGGAUACAACAACUGAACGAAGUGUCAACAAAUGGACCCAAUUGGGAGUGCGACGAAGAUUGGAUAACAGUGAGAAGCAUUGGCUUAGAAGAAAACGAUAUUGUUUCUGUGAUGGAAACACCCUGUUCCUCUCAAUCCGUCGAAAUGGCAUCUAACAACGAAGUUGGCGAUCAGGACUAUAUUAAUGUUAGUGCUAGUAGAAGUAGUGAUUAUUGUAGCAGAAAAAGCAGUAAGGCUAAGAACAGGGACUUCCCUGCUAUGUCCUCUGUUUUCAACCAAAUUGUAUUAUUGAAGACUAUUAAUUUUUCUAAUAAUCACAAGUUAUGUAUUAUCAUUUCUUUGUUUCUUGUCUUUCCAGCCAGGGGUUUAUUUUAUCUUAUAAUUUUAAGUUAUAAUGAAAACACUUCAAUUUAUCACGAAAAUACGAAAAUGUCGAUCGAUCUCUGUUUACUUGAGUUGAAUAUGAAUGUCUUGUUCAAUGAUCAGAUGUGA
Messenger RNA from Cucumis melo (muskmelon), 2306 nucleotides. RefSeq names its product mitogen-activated protein kinase kinase kinase 18-like. Gene Ontology annotation, biological process: protein phosphorylation. Lineage: Eukaryota; Viridiplantae; Streptophyta; Magnoliopsida; Cucurbitales; Cucurbitaceae. Bases 915 to 2306 code for a protein of 463 amino acids. The record is from RefSeq and is a predicted model, not a curated record. The transcript has a single exon. Gene Ontology annotation, molecular function: protein kinase activity; ATP binding.